CAGCCGCAUAAUCGCGUCCGAUUAUAGGCCACCCUGUAUAUCCGUCGCCGCCAUCUCCGCGACCUCGGCGACGACGAGCGGAGUACCUCGAGGAGCGGUGUGUUUACUUCCGCCGUCUCUCGCUUCCCGUUGCCACGACUCGGAAGUCAUCACGCGAGAGAUGGCCUACAACUUCCCCGGGGUGCCGGCAACCGCUAUGCCGCCCAUGGGCAUGGGACCAAUAGGUCCGCUGGGCCCUAUCGCGGGACCACAGAGCUUUAUGGAAUUAGCGGGUCAAGGUUUCCCACCGAUGCCACCGCCGCCCAUACCACUGCCCGGCAUGAACGACUCGCCCCUGGAGUUCAGUACGAAUAAGAAUCAGCCCCCGGUGGUGCGGGAGACGUCGGACGACAGCAGUGACAGGAGGAGCGAUAAGAAUGACAACCGGAGGGAUCGGGAGAGCAGGGACGGUCGCGAGGCGCGAGACAACAACAGAAGGUGGAGACGCACAUCUCCGUUUGCCCUAAAGUGUACCCUACAACGUGUUCCGUGCAUCUAGAAACAUUCUAUUUUGUAGUCGAUGAAUACGUUUGAGAGAUUCGCAAGUUCAAUUGUAUGCUGUACAUUAUCGUACGUCGUCAACCAAGUUUUCAGGCGUUUCGAUUUGUUUGUAGAAUGCUUCUUGGCGCAGAGGGCACAUUCUAGAUUAGGCUUCAGUCAGGAGAGAUGGGAAACAUUUCAUUACAUGUGAUAUCUU
Messenger RNA from Vollenhovia emeryi, 736 nucleotides. RefSeq lists its product as uncharacterized. The record is from RefSeq and is a predicted model, not a curated record. The transcript is spliced from 2 exons. The coding region runs from base 161 to 538 and encodes 125 amino acids. NCBI's taxonomy places the organism in Eukaryota, Metazoa, Arthropoda, Insecta, Hymenoptera, Formicidae.